Messenger RNA from Engraulis encrasicolus (European anchovy), 2861 nucleotides. It is a transcript of the gene map10, whose product is annotated as microtubule associated protein 10. Lineage: Eukaryota; Metazoa; Chordata; Actinopteri; Clupeiformes; Engraulidae. Gene Ontology annotation, molecular function: microtubule binding. Gene Ontology annotation, cellular component: midbody; cytoplasmic microtubule; mitotic spindle midzone. The transcript has a single exon. Gene Ontology annotation, biological process: positive regulation of cytokinesis; mitotic spindle midzone assembly; cytoplasmic microtubule organization. The record is from RefSeq and is a predicted model, not a curated record. Bases 71 to 2815 code for a protein of 914 amino acids.
UGCUGAUGCUGAUGCUGUGAAUUCUUAUUUUUAACACUGUUGCAGAGAUCCGUGAUUCUUUCUCUUUAAAAUGACUGACCCAUCACAUAAGCAUGAAACUCUUUUUUCAUUUGAGUUCCUUGUGGAGUAUGUAAGACUCGAAACGGGCUCAUUAAGAAGUUGGACACCAGCUGUCGGUGUGAGACUGUUGGAUUUCCCAACCCUGGUGACAUACCAAUCGGACAUCCAGCAACAAACUGAUGGGAAGUGGACAAGAACGGACGUGGAUAAUUAUAAUGAAGCUUACUUUCAGAAAGGCAAGUCCUGUUUGUUUAAAAUUAACUUCGUAUUUCUUCAUAAACAUUUGUCCUGCACUCCUCUUUAUGCGAUGGUCAUGGAUGUUGGACAUGACACCCCGAAACUGAUCGGAAGUUCCCUCAUCUCGCUGGCAAGAUUGGUGGAUCAAAUCCAAGCAGACGUGGAGGCAUAUGGCAUCAGCACUCCCUCCUCUCGUGGAGAACGAGGGGUGCACGACCUGUGCAAUCUCAUGGGGAAGAAAAUUGGACAGAUUUCCAUAGCCUGCAAACUUGUGAGUUUAGGUGGGAGUUUAAUUCCUCAUAUUCCAGAAUGUGGAAUCCACAGUGUUGGGACCACGUUGGCACAUGAGACUGAAAUGACAGAAACUGUUGAGAUACCCGCUGAGGCUGUCAGAGAGAGUGCUGGAGUGAUGCCUCUUGAGGUGGAAAGUUCCUCCCCUGUCCCUGCCCCUACCCCUACCCCUGUCCACAUUAUUUGUCAGACGGUGCAGUUGGAAGGGCAAACGAAGGAUUUAGUGGUGUCUGAGGCCGUUCACAUACCAGUUGCCUCAGCAAGCACCCAGACAGAGCCCACCCAAACACAAAAAAGAAUUAGGAAACUCCAAAUAGCUGAAAUGAAAUAUGAGGAGGAGACAUAUCAAGAACCAACACUCUUUUGUCCUCCACCCAUGUUUUAUAGUGCCUCUAUGCAAAAGGAAGAUGAUGGUGAAAAGAAUAUUGAAAGGCCAAAUACAGGAACAGACUGCCUAACAUUGGCAGACCUGAACACCCACAAUGAGUCAUUGGAUUCGGAACUUUCUCCCACCCAGGAGCAGAGGGAAGGUGGGACUAUUGAGAACUCUACCACAGGUAGCCGAAUACCGCCACAGCCACCUGGUCAGUUUAACCUUGGCAAUGGAGAUGCCAUAAGACAGCUGCCUUUACUAAAUGCUCUGUUGGUAGAGCUUUCUCUAUUGAAUGGACAAAGCCAGCAGCAGCAACCUCUACCCAUUCAUCCUAGUUUAGCUUGGAUUUAUGCAUCACCAGCAGGGCCCGCACGUCCUCCAGUCACUGACAGCAUAACAUCUGAAAGACAGACAAAUUACACAUCACCUCCGAGGAAAGCACGCCAGUCCUCCUCCCCAAGGCACGGGUGCAGUGAGCAAUGUGCCAAGUCUCUGGCUCCCAACUCCCAAUCUAGGUCGCAAAGAAAAGCCAAGACUCACAAGCAUUCACAGCCAAAUCCAGAAAAGACAAAGAGAAAGUUAAAAUAUGGCCUAACACACACAUAUCGCCUUAGACUGCAGAGACUGAGCUCGGAUCUACCAAAACCAAGAGAGUGUAGGCAACUCAUACACUCACAAGAGACCAAACUUGACAAACACAAAAACAGGGUCUUCCACUCAACCAGUUCAACCAGUAUGCUGAACACUAGUCUCCAUUUAGAUGACAAUAUUGAAACAUUAGUUUGUGGCAUUAAUGUAGAUUCUUCACAAGAAAGCUCUCAACCAAAAUCUGCAAACAGGCUAAAUAUGUCUUUCCUAUCUAGUGGUAACGGUAGUAUUUCUGGCCAUAAAGCUACAUCGACUCCCAGGCUCACUGUGAAAAAGAACCCAGUGCAUUUCGUGCAGGACAAAGACUUAGCCAUCCGAAUUCCUAGUGCCUUGAGUCAGCAUAGUGGUUCUGAGACAUCCCACCAUAGGCACACCCCCAGCCCCAACCUCUCUGAACACACGCCAAAAGCACACUCUGUCAUCACCAGCAACAUCGAGAAGGAGAAGAAAGAGGAGGAGGAGGAGGAGAGUAACCAAGGAGACGAGAGAUGGAGCAGCCCUGCUUCGUGUCUCUCUGGCUCAGGCAGUGGGAGCGAGGAGGAGUGCGAGGAGGUCGACUAUCUGGAUGACUUCACCAGUCUGGACCCCUCAGAUGGCUACUCUCCAGACCCCCUGGGCAGCCCUGAACCCAGGAUGACCAGAGUGCACAGCGAUUCCUCCAGCCUGGACGACGAUGACUCAGUCAGAAAAGCAUCCUCAUCAGCAGCUCCAGCUCCAGCUCCACUCCCCACUCCAGUCAAGGCGGCCACGUCUCCCAAACGCUCCCUCAAAGGAACCCAUCUGAUCCGGCAGUCCACGCGCGGCUCGGGGGUCGUGGGCAGUGUGUCCUCCGACUGGGACGAGGUGAGGUCGGCGUAUACCCCAUCUGCUCUCUCCAGACACAGCCUGGUCAGGUCCUCUCACGGGUCUCAGGGCAGCGAGCUGCUGGUGGCCUCCAUGUUGAGAAGUGCCACCACAAGGGGCACGACUGGGGAGAAACGAGAUCCUGGCGCUAAUGAUGAUGACUAUGACCAUGUCACACAGUCCAGAGGUUACUCCGAGGAUUCGUUUGUGCACCACAUGGACCCUGACCCUGAGCCUGAGUCAUCGUCUCUCAUGGAUCUCAAUGAUGAGGAGCAUGACGAACUUGGUACCCUCGGACUCACUAAAAAAUACCAGCACAUAUCAGACCUCAUGGCGAAAAAACUCCCUGGUUACACACUAUGAAUAAAAUUAUGUUUAUUGUGUGAAAUAAAACCUUGUGUUCUAGAGA